Protopolystoma xenopodis is the source of this 627-nucleotide messenger RNA. Lineage: Eukaryota; Metazoa; Platyhelminthes; Monogenea; Polystomatidea; Polystomatidae. The record is from the annotation of a GenBank genome assembly.
AUGCUGAUCAGUUUUCCUGAAAGCCUCCAAUCAGGCCGACAGUCGCGCUCCCUUCCUGUCGUCCAACUUAAUCUUGAUCUCCACUCUUCGGAAUCAAAUCAGGUUGUAAUGCGGACCGGUGGCAAGCUGUUCUUUGCUUCUAAUGCGUCAUCUGCGGAUUCACACCCGUCAGCGAUUAUACCACCUCUCGUAGUUGCAAAUCUCAAUCAGAUUUUUGUCCGUCCCUUACCGAUAUUUUGGAUCCGUCUUGAUACGGCCGGUUGUCGACUGGAUAUUGACAUCAGCUUGCUAGACAGACUUCAUCGUGUCGUUGAUGCAUUGGCCGUUUCCAAGCAAGCAGCCUUUAGCCUUGGUGGAAUGGCAUUUGACACCUCUCAGAUUGCUUCUUCUAGCACUACUAUCUUCUCUCAGGGUCAUUCGCCCUUACCGGAUAACCGACAGGCCUAUAACUCCGCUACUACUGGGCAGUAUCCUUCAGCGGCUGCAAACCAUGCAUCCCAGUUUGGCCGCUUCAUAGAGUUUCCUGCUUCCUCAUUUGCUGAGCCACACUCACCUCAUGAUAAGCGGCUUAAGGUAGACAAAUUAUCCUGUUAUUAUCCAAUUAUAUUAUGUAAAAUUUAUGACUGA